CGUCACUUCACUGCUCUAUAUAAGAUCGGCAUUGGGCCUGGUGAUAAGAAGUUGGUCUCAAGACAAGCAUGGCUGUGCAGUGUAAAGUCCUCAUCUGCGUCUACCUCCUGACUCUCAUAAAGCAUGUGUCUCCAAGUGAAAUACAGGCCAGCCCGAAUACGAACGCAACCCUCCCCUGCAAUGUAACAUUCCCUUCUUCUAUGAAGGGGGACAAAAUAGAGAAGUCUCUCUUCACAGUCAGCUGGAUAACUAAUGGCUCCAACGUCGCCUCAUUCACUAAAGCAGCCGAGCAGAUAAAGGAGGGCUUCAGCUGGGACACCAAAGAUUUCGUCAAUGGGGACUUUUCACUGACCCUCCUCAGAGCCAGUCUCGACCUGCAGGGGGUGUACGAAUGCACAGUCAGCUACAACUUCACACUGCUGCGCUCCAGUAGCGUUACGUUUAGCAUCCUCGCUUCCCCCACCCUCUCAAUCCCUCAGCAGUGGGUGGUGCUGGAAACAGAAAGCCAUCUUAAAUGCCAUGCAGACGGUUUCUACCCACCUCCAGUCUUUUUCUCCUGGACCAGAGAUGGGAAAGAAAUUCAACCACCUUACCAAACUGAAGGUGAACAGAGUCCAGAUGGGUACUACGUGGCCGUGGGCAACCUGACCUUUUACCCUUCUCGUGAGGACCAGAAUGUGACCUUUGGCUGCAGAGUGUCACACAACAGAAGUGUUCAUGAGCUGGAUUUCCACCUUAAUAUCACCUAUCGCCCUUCUGUUCGACUUUCCGUCCUGCCAUCCCACUCCCAAAACAUUCCUCUGACUCUUUACUGUGACGUGGAGAGUUUCUACCCGGAGGAAGUGUCUGUGUCCUGGCUCCAAAACGGCACAGCCCUACCCGAACCCCCUGCCACUGAGCAGAACCCGGAUGGGACCUACAGAACCAGACGCUAUUACACUCUGAGCACCGAGCAGAGGGACCAAGGUGGGAAGGUGGAGUGUGCUGUGAACCAACCCGGGGUCGUGCAUCCAGUCAGUGGCUCUGCGUACCUGGAGACACUGGAUCCGCGAGAUGAGCCUCCAGUGUUGACCAAAUCAGCCAAAGCCUCGGUAGCUCUGAUGUGCAUUUCUCUGGUGCUGGUCUUUCUGCUCUGCUUUGGCUUUUCUUGGAGGAGGAGGGAUGAGAAAAAGAAGUCUCUGAAUGUGUCUGGGAUCAUCCUGCCUCCGCGAGUGAUUGUCGGUCAAAAGGGCAGGGUGACAUGCAGCAUCGAGGGCAGGAUGGUGGACCGCGUCCAGACGACGUGGUUCCUCAAUGACACCCCUAUCACAGACACUUCACUCACAGGAACCUCCAAAGCUAACUUUAACUGCCUCUAUAACCCCCUAACCACCAUCCAUCUGCCCUACGGUCUAACUCUCACCUCCCCAGUGUCGGAGAAGGGUCACCUGCUGCCCUCCAGAGACGAGCUGGGCUACUACAAGCUGCACACCCACGGGCCACUGCACUCAACUGGCAGUGGCAUUCAGCAGCUGGUGUCCUCACUCACCUUCAUCCCCCAGAUUGCAAUCCACAAGGGGGCGGUGUUUAAGUGCCAGGUGUCCUACGCAGGCAAAGAUAAGAUUGUGGUGGAGAGGGUGUCGGAGAAGUUCACAAUCCUGUCUGCUCCAGAAGUAUCAGAAAUUCAGCUGGCAGAGACACAAAAUGACUCUGAGGUCAUUAGCAUGACAGUGAAGGCAACGCAUUUCCAUCCGGAUGUCAUUACCUUCCGCUGGUUCUGCGAGGGGGGCGAGCUGAGCCCUGUGGCCUCCCAGGCCUCAUCCUCCCCUCGACCCAACUCUGAAGGCUUCUUCUCAGCCUACAGCCAGUGUAAACUGCCCAGGAGUGAACUGGAAAAGGGAGGUACUAAAGUGUGGGUCAGUGUGCACCACAUCGCCCUGAGGCAGCCGGUCACCCGUGAGACCAGAGGUUUCAUCAAGAGGCCGAAUGUGUCCGAAAUCCACUCCACCUCUCCCUCGGACCAGGCUUUGACCCUGGGAUGUGAAAUCACGGAUUUCCACCCCCCGAACAUAUCCGUCACCUGGCUGAGGCUCAGAGAGGGAGAGCAAGAUGACAGAGAGGAGGAGGUGAUAGAGGGAGGAGAGCUGUGGGGCCCCAUACAGACUCAGCCCAGACUCUACAGGGCCACAGCCAGUCUGAAGAGGAGGCUAACAAACCAGGAGAAAAAGGAGAGAGGAGGGAUUAUUUGCAGAGUGGAGCACUGUUCCCUCCUUGAGCCUAUUGAGAGACGCUGGAGAAAUGUUGACAUCGUUGCUCCCUCCAUUCCUCCAUCCAUCUCAGUCUGUUGGAGCAGCGAAGGGGUCGGUGUGUUCUCGCUGCUGUUCAAGGGAGGUCACCCAAAGGUCAAAUUGCUCUGGGCAGCGGGAGGACCCACUCUCUCGCCGCUGGUAUCCAACGAGACAGAGGAGAUAGGAGACGACGGACAGAGGGAGCUGAAAAGUGUGUGUGCCCUGGAGAGGUCGACAAACCUGCCAAGUCAGACGAGCAAACAGCCAGAGAGACGGAAGAAUGGACACGCAAUAAGAACAAAAGCUGCCGUCACAGAUCCUGACGCUGAGGGAAUCGAAUACAUCGAUGAGAAAGCCGAUGGAGAGAAUAACAACAUUGACAGGGACGAGGAAACAAAGUCGGAACUGGACGAGGACAGUGACCGUGACAGCGACAAAGAAGAGAGAGAGGGAAACUCAGGUGCGCUGCACAUCAACACGGUCAACUUGAACAGGAGUCCCAGGGAAAACGAGAGGGCGCGUUUUAGAGUCUGCGUGGAGAUCACACACCCUGCACUUAAGCUUCCUGUGUAUCGAACCUGGACAGAGCCCAAUGAGGAAAUUUCAUCUUCUGCAUGAAAGUCCUGAUGUGUGCAAGAGUUCCUCGUUAUUUCAUAUAUCUAGUAUAAUAUAUCUAAUAUAUAUCACUAUAGUAAAUAUAAAGUACUAGCAAUGUUUUUAGAUAUCCGACUAUGUUUGAUGUGAUCAACAUUGUGGUUUUGCUUCCAACCUUUUUAGUCUUUAUUUAUUACUUUGUAUUCUUAAUCUGUCAUCCAUUACUUUUUUACCCAAUGGCAUGAUUUUUGGAAAAUGUUCAUAUUUUUGUACAAAGAAUUCUACAAUAAUUAUCCAGUUCUGUGGAUUUUGUCUCUAAAUCUGUAUUGCAGAAAUAAAAUCUAAAUCAAUUUCUUUGGA
Acanthopagrus latus (yellowfin seabream) is the source of this 3221-nucleotide messenger RNA. RefSeq lists its product as uncharacterized. The transcript has 13 exons. NCBI's taxonomy places the organism in Eukaryota, Metazoa, Chordata, Actinopteri, Spariformes, Sparidae. The coding region runs from base 69 to 2885 and encodes 938 amino acids. The record is from RefSeq and is a predicted model, not a curated record.